AUGCACUGUCAUAUUUUACCAUUAGUCAUUGAAUGUCUCUCAAACAAUAGAAAGUCUUUGCACUCUUGUAUUCAAGUUAGCAGAGUAUGGUGUCGAGCAGCUAUUCCAGUACUUUGGUCUAAUCCUUUUCGCUGCGUAGAUAAAGAUAAUAUUCCUGAAAUUAUUUUUAUUUACUUGGGUAGCCUUGAAAAAAGUGAAAAAGAAAAAUUUUUAUCAAAAAUUCCUGCAAAUAAAAAAUAUCUUUUCAAUACUCCAACUUUUGAUUAUGUUAAAUUCUUGAAACAUUUUAAUUACUGGAUGCUCGUUAGUUCUAUUAAAGAAGCUGCAAGAAAUUUGGAUGAACUUGAUAAAGUUAAAUUACUUUAUACCUCACCUGAUUCAACUACUCAAUUAUUUUAUUUUAAUGAUAAUCCACCAUUGGAAGGAAUUCUUAAAUCUUAUGUAAUGAAGCUUAUUUAUGAUCGAUCUAAAAGAUUGAAUUAUUUUACUUUCGCUGAUUAUUAUGGAAUUGGUCAUUUUCUUGAAGAGAAAGAUUAUAAUCAAUUUAAGCGCAUUAGAAAUGGUUAUUUCUUGAAAUCGAUCAAAAAAUUGAGCUUUUGGAUUGACGAUAGAUCUUUUUAUAAGGUAUUUUCUUGGAUCCCUGAUUUUUGUCCUAAUGUGAAACAUCUGAAAUUUCGAUUAACAGCUAUUAGUGAUUCCGAUUCAAAUACCAUAACAAAAGCUCUUUCUAAAUUUAAAGAUCUCCGUACAUUUAAACUUAAAGUGAACCAUCGAAGGUUGAAAAAAAUGCCAUCAAUCGCUAAUCAUAUUCAUUCUUUAACUACAAUUGUACUUCGUAAUUGUGAUCUUAAGAAUGGUAAUUUUAUUCAAGAAAUUGCUCAAUUUAUGGGGGAUUAUUGUAAAGAAAUUGUGGAAUGGGCUAAAAGUAUUAGUCCUCAACUUUACGAUGAUAUUAAUGAUAAUCUUGAGGAAGAUAAAGAAGCUGCUGCUUGA
Molecule: messenger RNA, 993 nt
Organism: Dentiscutata erythropus
Lineage: Eukaryota; Fungi; Glomeromycota; Glomeromycetes; Diversisporales; Gigasporaceae
Source: the annotation of a GenBank genome assembly